AAUGUUAGGAUGCUUUGCUUCUAAGCUCACAUUGCACAUUGUAUGAAUCUGCAAUUGAGGAGGUGCGGAUAUGGGGAUGGCCUUUGCACACCGCCGGGUUACUCAUGAGUGGGUUUUCUUCCCGGUCUUUCACAAUCUUAUCCGGCAGAGUCACAGAGUGGUCGGAUGGAAAGGUCGGUAGGUAUGUGAUUCGGAAGCCAAACACUUCCUGGGUGCAGAGAAGUUGGGGUGCCUCAGCUGUGCAGCUAGAUCCGAAUACAUGGAUUCUUGAGUACUGGUGGAGCACGAUAUGUGAUAACCAAAGAUUGGUUUCAGCAGCACUAGCCCUUUUGAAGAAUAUGAUCUCAAGAAUGCUUGGAAAGAUGCAACAGAAAUUUUGGCUCUUAUCUACUUUUGGCAACAACCAGUACCUUGAAACUACUGCAAAUUACAAUAUCGAAAUCCCAACCUAAAGAACUCAAAGGGCAUCAUUGGAGGUGCAAUGUUUUCUCUCAGCAAAUAUCCAGACCUCAUAUCUUGUGAGAAGCUUCGAAAAAAUGUCCCCUUGUUAUGUUGUAUUUGUGGAACCCGUUGAGCUUAAUUGUUAAUCUGAUCUCAAACUGUAUACGUACCCUAACGCUGUAAUGUAAUCAGGAAAUUGUUGCUUUCCUGAUUAUGAUUAACUAGCAACAAACUACGUUCUGUUUGGCGUUAGGAAUCCAGAUAGAUAGUAACUCAAACUGUCCUAAAUGAAAAAGC
Messenger RNA from Pyrus x bretschneideri (Chinese white pear), 738 nucleotides. RefSeq lists its product as uncharacterized. Gene Ontology annotation, cellular component: endoplasmic reticulum. Bases 105 to 452 code for a protein of 115 amino acids. The transcript is spliced from 3 exons. Lineage: Eukaryota; Viridiplantae; Streptophyta; Magnoliopsida; Rosales; Rosaceae. The record is from RefSeq and is a predicted model, not a curated record.